Plasmodium gallinaceum is the source of this 1593-nucleotide messenger RNA. Its product is annotated as conserved Plasmodium protein, unknown function. The transcript has a single exon. Bases 1 to 1593 code for a protein of 530 amino acids. NCBI's taxonomy places the organism in Eukaryota, Apicomplexa, Aconoidasida, Haemosporida, Plasmodiidae. The record is from RefSeq and is a predicted model, not a curated record.
AUGAGUACUAAUAACAAAAUAACAAUUACAAUAGAGAAUAUGAUUUUUCAUGGUAGAAUAAAAAAGAGAAAAAAAGAUUUGUUAGUAGGAAAAUGGAACAUAAAUAAUUAUUUAAAUAUUAAGAAUAAAACAUCAAAUGAUUAUUUUAACUUAGAGAAAUUAAAUAGAAAUAAAUAUAUAAAAUCUAUACUGUAUCAAAAAGUUAGUUGUGUUUUUAUUAAAAACAUAAACAAAUUAAAUUAUAGAACUAUUGAAACAAAUAAUUUUUUACAUUCAAUUAAAAAUUCUUUAUCCUAUAAUCCUUUAAACGUAACGAGUUUAUUUAAUUUAGUAUAUUUUUAUAAUAAAAAAAACGAUUUUAAAAAUUGUCUCUUUUAUUCGUUUAUUUUAAAUGCUGUUUUAAUGAAAAUCUUGAGAAAAUAUUUUUAUGGAAAUAAGAUAAUUGAUAAGAAAAAAAAUUAUUUAAAAUAUUUACAAUUAAUUACAUAUAAAAAACAAUUAAAAAAUAGUUAUAAAUUUAUUUUUAUUAAAAAAAUUAGAAAGAAAUGGAAGAAAAUUCCACUGUUAAAUGAUAAAACAUUAUUUGUAUUAUUUUUAGAGAAUUUACAUUUCUUAUUUUUAAGUUAUUACAAAUUAUUCUAUAUGGAUAAUGUUAUAUAUUAUACUAGGUUGAUGUUAAAAAUUUUAGAAAUAAAUAAAAUACACAACUAUAUAAAAGGAAACUAUUUUUUUUUAAAUUGUAAUUUAUAUUUAAUUAAAGCAAGUUGCUACCUAUUAGCCAAUUCAAAUAAAAAGAAUAUAAUUAGAAAUGAAGAUAAUAUAAAAGUUAUAAAUUUAGUUCCAUAUAAAAAAAAUGAUUAUAAUAAUAAUAAGUUGAAUAUAAUGCUAAUUGAUGAAAAUGAAAUUGAAGAUAUAUUAAAUGAGAAAAUAAUAAAUGAAGGAAGAAAAAAAGAUAAUGAACAAAUAGAAAAAAAUUAUUUUUUUAUUUAUGAGGAUAAUAACAAAAUUAGAAUGAAAGAUAUUUUAGAUUAUGAAAAAAAUUAUUUAUCUUUUAUAAUAAAUGAAGAAGAGAUAAAUAAAAAAGUAGAUAAAAUGAAUGAUCUUUUGAUUCACCCACUUGUUAAUAUAAAAUUCAUUAUGAUAAAAUUAAAUGAAUGUAUAAAAUUUUGUUUGAAUAAUCGUAUGUAUCAAUUUUUAGAACAAUUUCUAAUAUGGAGAGCAAGGAUUUUUUUUCAUUUAAAAUAUUUUGAAGAAUGUUUAUCUGAUACAUGCAAAGUUUCAUUACUAAACAUAUAUUCUAAUGCAAAUAUAGAUGAAAAUGAUAAUAAUUAUAGUUGUUUUAAUUUAAGAAUAUUAUGCUUAAAGUAUAUGAAUAUUUUAAAUAUUUUAGAUUUGCAUUUAGUUCAUAUUUUAAAAACAAAUAAUAAAAAAAUAAAUGAACACAAAAUAAUGAAUAUUGAUGUCAAAAAAAAUACAAGAACAAAAUAUAUAAAUGAAAGAGAACAUCAAUAUACAUGGAAUAGAUCUUUAGAAGAUCAGAAUGUUCUAAAUUUUAUAAAAUAUAAUAAAAAAAAAAUACCAUUUACAUUUUAA